Messenger RNA from Spodoptera frugiperda (fall armyworm), 2703 nucleotides. It is a transcript of the gene Sans, whose product is annotated as pre-mRNA splicing regulator USH1G. Gene Ontology annotation, molecular function: protein binding. The transcript is spliced from 9 exons. NCBI's taxonomy places the organism in Eukaryota, Metazoa, Arthropoda, Insecta, Lepidoptera, Noctuidae. The record is from RefSeq and is a predicted model, not a curated record. The coding region runs from base 354 to 1838 and encodes 494 amino acids.
UUGUAUUACGUCUGUGACUUGACAACAGUCAAUGUUUCACCUGAGUGAAACAGGUGUUUCUGUUAUUAUUAUAUUUUAACACGUAGCGAUCUAACAAAAUAUUAAUUAAAUAAAGUUUUGAAACUUUAUAUGACAAUUACAUUGCAUUUAACUUAAAAAAAAUAUGUGUAAACUGUAAAUUAGUUACUAUUGUUAAUUCGCUAAAGUGUGAAGUGUGACAAAACAGUAAACUUUCUCAGCUUAUCAAUUUCGCGGUUCUAAACGGUGGCAAUUUGUUCAAAAUGAGUUGAACAAACUUUCGUGCGGUCGUUGUGUGCAGUGUUGUGGUAAAAGUGCUGUGAAAAACUAUAAAAAUGACAACAGACAGAUUUCAUAAAGCGGCCAAAGAUGGUCUGCUGGAGGUGUUGCGCGAGGCGACCCGUAAGGAGUGCAACAAUAAGGAUGAGUCUGGCAUGACGCCGACACUCUGGGCUGCCUUCGAGGGACAUAUCGACGCACUCCGACUUUUGUGUGGAAGAGGUGGAGAUCCAGACAAAGCCGAUUACUUCGGUAACACAGCCCUCCACCUCGCUGCCGCGCGUGGCCACAAAGAAUGCGUCACCUUCCUCAUCAAUUUCGGAGCCAAUGUGUUCGCCAUGGACGUGGACGGUCACACCGCUCAGGAGUUAGCAGCCAUCAAUGAACGAAACGAUAUACUGCGGUACUUAGAUCAGGCUACUGCGAAAUUGGAGAAUAAUGACAAGAAAAAAGCGAAAUCUCUAAAGGAGAAAGCGAAGAAAGACUAUGAGAAAUCCCACAAACAGUACCAGAAACGGCAGAGUAAGGCCGAGCUGAUGGCUGAGAAGGAGCUGAAGAAACUGGCCAAGGAGUGGGACCAGGGGUAUGCUGAGGAGGUUACCACCAUGCCACAUAGGCCCAGCAACGUGCUGUGGGCCCUAAAGCAGAAGAUGACCAGGUCUACUAGCCAUGGCAAUCUCCUAGCCGACGACCAACCUCGGCCAACAUACAGCGCGCUGGUAGGCACCGUCAACUCCGGCGCAAGGGGGCGGGGCGCAGUGUACAAGAAGGCACUCGCUAGCAAGCUGAGGAACAACACUAUUGGGAAAAAUAAUAAUGUCAACACUGAUGAUUUUAAGGUCGGAGAGAUAGAAACGACAGGCCGUAGAUCAGUGACGUCACUGAGUGGUGUCCGUCGCGACUCAGAAGUGAUGUACGUGGGUACGUUCGGCGCCGGGCCGCAGCAGAGAGGCAACGUGUCCGACGUCUUCGCUGAACAACCGCCCGAGCCCACCGCGCCUAAGAAAUCUCUUACAAGGUCUGCAAGUCAGCCAGACUUUGCUUUGCUGAACGAAGACAGCGGCAUUGGACAAGAGGUGAUGUUGCAGGAGCCGGCCAGUAUAUUCGAGAGACCCGGGUUUGGCAGUGUGGCCUUCAGACGUUCAAUAACGGCGACGCUGAGCGCGUUCGGCAGUGGGGCGCCUGGCGAGGACCUGUCUAUAGGCUCUGCCGGCUCUCUGGCUGCCAGACACGCGUACCAACCAGCUGAGUGGACUUCUGCACAGUCAGAAAGCUCAACCAUCACAUCAGAUGAAGAACCAGAAGCUGAAGAAUCAGGUUACGCAUCGUUGGAGAGGUUCCUAGCAGCGUUCGGCCUCUCCCAAUACGUGCAGAAGUUCAAAGACGAACAAAUAGACCUUGAUGCCCUCAUGAUACUAACGGAAAGUGACCUUAAGUCCUUAGGCCUCCCUCUAGGACCCUACAGAAAACUCGUGACCGCAAUCCAAGAGAGAAAACAGGCCUUAUCACACCCCGGACCUAUUAUAGAUACGGCUUUAUAAACAGCAAUUUUUCUGGUUUGAAAUAGUUUACGCAAUGUUUUUGUCAAUGCAAGAUGGCGCCACUUAUGAGUUAAGUCCUGUCAGUAAAAUGAAUGUUUGAAUGUUUACUUGCCAUUUUGAUGAAAUUGAGCAUAUUUUGUGUUUUAUAAAGUAAGUAUGGAACCAACAGUUAGUAGAAAAUUACACAAUAACUUCUCGUUAAAUAAACGAAUUUCACAUUUGAUACGAUGACGUCUACUGUAGUUGUACUACCGCCACUCAUUUCGACCCAAAGCCGAAAAGAAUGGAAUAAAAUGUCGUGAGUGCUCAAUUUUUAUGUAAUUGUGAUGUAAGGCAUUGCGCAGUUAGUGACACAUCUUCGUGCACAGAUUUUACGUUUGUUUUGAUGAAAAAAUGAUCACCUUUGCUACUUUCAGUGUGAAGCAGGUCUUUCCUAAGAGUUUUAAUAGCAAUUAGCACUAGUACGAUAAAGGUAAGAUUUCGUGAAUAGACCGUUUUAGGUUAAGACUUCCAGUGUGCUCUUGAUUAAUAAAUAUUAUGUAUUUUAUGUAUAACUUUCCUUUUAUUGCUAAUAUAUAAAAUUGUUAUAAUAUAAUUUUACACUAAUUCUUUCCAUGAUACCUAUGUAAAAAUGUUGGCAUUUUAUACGAGUAUAUAUUUUUUUGUAGUUGUCUUAUAUAUUAUCACGUUUUUUCAUAAAAAUAUAACGAAAUGUACUUAAUGGAAUACUUUGUAUUGUAAGUGCCUCAUGUCAAUGUAAUGUGAUAAAAGUUCGAGAUCAUUCCAUCCAGUGUAACGUCCAAUCGCCAUAAUUAUAUUAUAAAUAUUUUUGUACAGUUUUUUCAAUAUACAUUUGUAUGAAUGA